This is a messenger RNA of Lachancea sp. 'fantastica', 1689 nucleotides long. The record is from the annotation of a GenBank genome assembly. Lineage: Eukaryota; Fungi; Ascomycota; Saccharomycetes; Saccharomycetales; Saccharomycetaceae.
AUGAGCUCAAUCUCCAACACUAGAGUUCCUCUAAUUGAACCAGCUGUGCAGUCAUUGGAGGACAAAAGAGCCAAUGAAUACGGACCUUUGACCUCCAAAGAAUACCUUCAUGAAACUAGUAGUCGGCAGGGAGAACCGCUUCAAGAACCCACACCAGACACCCCACCGUACUAUGUUGUGGUUAUUACCUACUUGAAUUAUCUGAUUCUCAUUAUUUUGGGCCAUGUCCACGAUUUUUUGGGAUUAACAUUUCAGAAAGAGCGUCAUCAGGAUAUUAUGGAAAAAGAUGGUUUGGCACCGUGGUUCUCUAAAUUUGAAAGUUUCUACGUUAGACGAUUGAAGUUGCGUAUUGACGAUUGUUUCUCGAGACCUACGGCCGGCGUUCCUGGUAGAUUUAUCUCCUGCAUCGACCGUAUUUCGCACGACCUUAAUAGCUACUACACCUACCCUGGUACUACAACGAUGUGUUUGAACUUGUCCUCGUACAAUUACUUGGGUUUUGCCCAGAGCGAGGGGCCUUGCACGGCUGCAGCGUUGGAAAGUGUCGACAAGUACGGUGUUUGCGCUGGUGGUCCCAGAACGCAGCUUGGGACGUCUGAUCUUCACCUUGAAACUGAAAAAUUGGUUGCAAGCUUUGUUGGAAAAGAAGACGCGAUGAUCUUCUCUCAAGGUUACGGUAGUAAUGCCAAUUUUUUCAAUUCUAUAUUGGAUCCUAAAUGUUUGGUCAUCUCAGAUGAGCUCAACCAUACUUCCAUCAGAACAGGCGUUCGUCUCUCUGGUGCUACUGUCAAGGCUUUCAAGCAUAACAACAUGGAAAAUUUGGAGAAACUGAUCAAGGAACAGAUUGUUAGCGGGCAGCCCAAGACUCAUAGGCCCUGGAAGAAGAUAUUUAUCUGCGUCGAGGGUCUGUACUCAAUGGAGGGUACCAUGUGCCACUUGCCUAAGCUUGUGGAGCUCAAAAACAAAUACAAAUGUUAUCUUUUCGUGGAUGAGGCACACUCGAUUGGUGCCAUCGGUGCUCGUGGCCGUGGUGUAUGCGACUACUUCAAUAUCAGUCCUUCAAAUGUGGACAUCAUGAUGGGUACAUUUACCAAGUCCUUUGGAGCUGCUGGUGGUUACAUUGCAGCCAGCAAAGACAUAGUCGAUAGACUAAGAUGUGAUUUGACCACGACCAACUACGGCGAAUCUGUUCCACCUCCAGUCUUGGCACAGACCUGUACCUCGUUGAGAAUCAUUGCGGGAGACCUAAACCCUGGUGAAGGUCUAGAAAGACUACAACGUAUCACUUUCAACUCAAGAUACUUACGCUUAGCCUUGAAAAGACUAGGUUUCAUUGUUUACGGUGUAGCUGAAUCUCCAGUUGUACCCAUGCUCUUGUAUGCCCCCUCCAAGAUGCCUGCUUUUUCGAGAAUGAUGCUGCAAAGAAAGAUUGCGGUGGUGGUCGUUGCAUAUCCUGCGACGCCCUUGAUCGAGUCCCGUGUGAGAUUCUGCAUAUCAUCUGCAUUGACUAAGGAAGAUCUCGACUAUUUAUUGCGCCACGUCAAUGAAGUUGGCGAGAAACUUUUCCUCAAGGUAAGCACUGGUAAAAGCAGUGUUUCACGCAAUGGCAAGCCUCACAACUGGGAUAUUGAAGAAGUCAUUAGACUUACGCCAGCGGACUGCAAAGACGACAGGUAUUUCAUGGAGUGA